Messenger RNA from Lachancea dasiensis, 552 nucleotides. The record is from the annotation of a GenBank genome assembly. NCBI's taxonomy places the organism in Eukaryota, Fungi, Ascomycota, Saccharomycetes, Saccharomycetales, Saccharomycetaceae.
AUGGUCCGCAAACUCAAGCAUCAUGAGCAGAAACUGCUCAAAAAAGUGGAUUUUCUAGACUGGAAACAAGACCAAGGUCAUAGAGACACGCAGGUGAUGCGCACCUACCACAUUCAAAAUAGAGAAGAUUACCACAAGUACAACAGAAUAUGUGGCGAUAUUCGCCGUCUUUCACACAAACUGUCGCUUCUGCCGCCAACGGACUCAUAUCGCAUAAAACACGAACAGCUCCUGUUGGAGAAGUUGUACUCCAUGGGCAUAUUAGCGACAAAAUCCAAAAUCUCAGACCUAGAGAACAAGGUAACGGUUAGCGCAAUUUGCAGAAGGCGGUUGCCAGUUAUCAUGCAUCGACUAAAAAUGGCGGAGUCCCUAUCAGACGCGGUCAAAUUCAUAGAACAAGGGCACGUAAGAGUGGGUCCCAACCUUAUCACGGACCCUGCUUUUCUGGUAACUCGUAAUUUGGAGGACUACGUUACAUGGGUCGACAGUUCAAAGAUCAAGAAGACAAUUUUGAGAUACAGAAACCAAAUUGACGACUUUGACUUCGCUUGA